Molecule: messenger RNA, 4586 nt
Organism: Portunus trituberculatus (swimming crab)
Lineage: Eukaryota; Metazoa; Arthropoda; Malacostraca; Decapoda; Portunidae
Product: GTP-binding protein REM 2-like
Exons: 11
Coding region: 978-2783 (601 amino acids)
Cellular component (GO): plasma membrane
Molecular function (GO): calcium channel regulator activity; GTP binding; GTPase activity
Source: RefSeq, a predicted model, not a curated record
UGUGUGUGUGUGUGUGUGUGUGUGUGUGUGUGUGUGUGUGUGUGUGUGUGACAGUGGCGUUGUUGUUAUUGUUGUUGGUGGUUGAGGUGAUCGAAGUUUGAGAGACGAUGGCAAGAGUAGAAGUAGUAGUAGUUGUAGUAGUAAUAGUUGUUUUUGUUGUUGUUGUGGCUGUGGUUGUUGUGGUGGUGAUGGUGAUGGUGAUGGUGGUGGUGAUAGUGGUGGUGAAGGUGGUUAUUCUCCCAGCCACCACAAACUCUUCACUCCAGUGUAUUGCAACGUCUCCGCAUCAUUCACCACCAAGGAACGGCUCCCUCUCUCUCUCUCUCCCUCCUUCGAUCCCCCCUAAGAGAGAGCUGUCUGCCUUCACAUCACCACUACCACAGCUAACCACACCACCAUCGUCGCCGCCUCUGUGCUCCGCACUCUUCUCUUGUUCGCACUACUCUCUGGCGGUUGGUAAAUUGCAAGUGAUAAAUUGCUCUAAGGAGGAGGUAACGAUAAUCAGAUUUUAUUCAUCGUUAAAACCCAGCAGUGGCGCGUUAAAGGAUUAAAGGGGAAGGGACAGAGUACAGUCUCCAGGGCCGCAGCUACCAGUCCCCGCUUCCCCACCACCCGGUCGAGCCGCUGAUCACGCCACUACCCUAUUGGACCCGCGCCACUCUGUUGCUGCUGCUGAAGGCGAGACAGUGCGGGCAGCAGGUUGCCUCUCUCAUGACAGCCAGAACCUGGAGGCCGCGAGGGCGGGCAGGCCUAUUAACCUGUGGGGAGCGGAGGGUGAAUUCCAACGACUCCACGUCAUGUGUUAGUACCGGGCGCCCGUGGCGGGACAGUCCAUGAAAGCCUUGUCUCCAGUGCGGCUACUGCCAUCUGCCGGUGAUAAAAGUUGCAUGAAAUUUGACAUGUGGGUUCCACAAGAAUGGACUUAACGAGGGCGUGUCCUCUGUAGUGCUCAGACCCCACCAGCCGGAGCCGCAGCCAUGUCCUCGUGCCGCCCCCGGCGCCACAGCGUCGUCACCCUUCGCCUCACUGUCACCCCUGACGACAUGGAUACUCCGAGGCGGCAGCCGUCACCGCCGCCCUCCAGUCACCCCCCCAGCCCCACCCAACCUCCACGACCCCGGUCACACUCCCGCCACCGCUACACUACUCAGUCCCGCCCACCACCAACCUCACCCCUCCGUCGCACCCCAACGUCCCCCCUACCCCGCAGCACACCCCCGCCUCUAACACGCACCCCAACCACUCCCCUUAGCCGCACCCCUACUUCUCCCAUGGCCCGUACCCCCACCUCGCCCUUCUGCAGAGAGCCCACGUCCCCAAUGGGCCGUUCCACGCCCUCGCCUGUGUCCCCUCGCAGCGUAAGCGGCCGACACUUCCGCUACGAUGUGUGGGCGGAGCAGCGGGGCUUAAGGCGGCGCUCCUCACUCCUGACGGUGCCGUCCUCCUACGAUACCCACUCCGACCUCCACCUCAGGCUGCCCCGUCCACGCUCCUCUUCCAUUGCUGGUCCACUGCGUCCUCCUGACCUCGCCAGGUACCUGUCGGACAUGAGCCAGCGCCACCACCGCGGUGAGGACGGCGGUGGCAGUGGCGACGUCAGCAUCUGCAGCAGCUUUGACGAGUCUGAGCAGGACCCUGAUGCCACCAGCCCACAGUACGACCCCACGGUGAGGAGCUCCAGCCACGACCUUGGACGCAGCACCACCCCCUCUGCCGCGUUCAUCAGGUCUGGGCCCACCUCCCCUGGCCACGAGUCCUUCACCACAGACUCCCCAAGACGUCGAAACAGCAGCGCAGACCCGAGCACGGGUGUGUGUCGCCUGCGUCAGUUCAGCGUCACCUCCCGCGGCGGCGUGGUGAAUCGCGGUGACUCCUUCCGCCCACGCCGUUCCGCCUCCAACACCUCCGUCACCUCCACAGUCUCCUCCUGCAGCAGAGAGCGUCUUCCCAGCGUGGGGUCGGUACCGUCCACGCCCGGGUGUAGCAAGGUGCCCACUCCCACCGCGCCGCCGCAACACCGUGUCGUCAUGAUCGGUGCUCCUGGCGUAGGCAAGUCAACGCUCAUCACGCAGUUCAUGACCUCAGAGUACAUGUGUGCGUACGAUGACUCCCCAGCGUCCUCCUCUUUGCGCUCCGGGUGGAUGCAGUGCUCUCCUCGUAGUCAUGGCAAUGACGAGGGCGGAGCAGAACGCAGUGUUUCCGUGGUGCUGGAAGGGGAGGAGGCAGAGCUGGUUUUCAUUCAUUUACAGGACAUUACUCAAGCCAUUGCGCGCGAGGGACACGCGGACGGCUGGGUGGUGGUAUACAGCAUUAGUGACCGCGAGAGCUUCAAGUCAGCCUCCACAGCGCUGGGCAAAGUGUGGUCACUCGGGCACGUCACCCACCGCGCCGUCAUCUUGGUGGGCAACAAGACAGACCUAGAGCGCACCAGAGUGGUCAAUACAGCAGAGGGCCGCACUCUGGCCACUACCUACGAGUGUAAGUUCAUCGAGGUGAGCGCCGGGUUUGACCACAACGUGGACGAGCUGCUGGUGGGCAUCCUGACGCAGAUCCGCCUGAAGCAGCAUGCGCAGACCGGAGGAGAGGGGCCGGGCCACCUCCCCAGUGGCGGCAGCGUCGACAUGUCCCUUACCAAUAGUGUGGGCAGCACCGGAGUCUCUUCCCCGGGCGGCAACGCCAGCAAGCUGCGGCACAAGAACAGUUUCCGGGUCAAGGGAAUCCUGAACAAACUGCUGAACAAAGACCGCAAAGCAAAGUCGUGUGAGAACCUGCAGGUGUUGUGAGGCGAGGCCAGGCACUCACCGCUCCGCCGCACCCCGUCCCUAUACACACAGAGGGAGCAGGUCGGCACCAACACCAUGGGACGCCACGCGCCCGCGGCAGCAUGAACACAAAAUUGCCACAUAUAAAGAAAAAAAACAGUACUGUUGCCUUAUAACAAAGACUACCCUGGGAAACAAUUAAAAAGACAAGAAGCAAUAGUUAGAUUAUUAUUUAUGAGAGAAUCAAGCCAGCGUGGGUCGAUGGAGUCUCGCUGGCGUGUGAAUGAUGAGACUGAGAACGCAGGACUGCAACACAACAACAAAAAUAAUAACAACAACUGGAGCAUUAACAAGAGCGAUGAUAAUACCAAAUAACAAACAGCAUUCACACCAACAACAUCCGCACCACAAAAAGACAGACAACCCUAACAGUCUCUUUCAUCACUACCACCACCGCCGCCACACACGUCACGCCCCUCGGCUGCCUCUUCAGUAAGUGUUCAUGAAUGUCGAUGUGUGUUUUUUCCCGUGUUCUUAACGUGGAUCGCCGUUUACUGCCUCGUGGCGUCAUGUGUCCGUAAUGAUAAAGUAAAGCUAAGAGUAACACACUGAACUUCACCCUCGAACUUUCUUAUUACCGUCGACAUGUGUGUGUGUGUGUGUGUGUGUGUGUGUGUGUGUGUGUGUGUGUGUGUGUGUGUGUGUGUGUGUGUGUGUGUGUGUGUGUGUGUGUGUGUGUGUGUGUGUGUGUGUGUGUGUGUGUGUGUGUGUGUGUGUGUGUGUGUGAUGUUUCAGUCUCAUUCACAAAUAUAAAAUAGUGGAUGUUUUAUUUCCAUCUUCUAGUGUAACAAUAUUUUGGUGUAGCCACGUCUUCAGCUCAACUGGUGUUACUUUACUAAAAUCUUUUUAUAUGUGACGUACUGUACUGUACGGUGACAACACUUCUCAUCUCAGAACGUACUAGUUAUGGACUUUCUCAACAUUACCGUGAAGAAAGAAACUGAAUCAAACUCCUAUUUGUGGUGACGAAGAAGGAAGAAUGUAUACAUACAUAUCACCUUCAUGUGUCCUUGUGUGUCUUUGAUCAUUCACACCUGGCCACGUGUAUGCAGGGACAAAGUUUCCGUACGCACAAGAAAUACGGACAGCAUGGCACGAAACACGGACGUAUGUACUGUACAUAGUUAUGUAUUAAUCCUGCUCAUCCUUGUAUCUUCCACCCAACACAAACACACACACACACACACACACACACACACACACACACACACACACACACACACACACACACACACACACACACACACACACACACACACACACACACACACACACACACACACACACACACACACACACACACACACACACACUAGCACAACAACUGAAGAAAGCGUCGAGGAAAGGCAAGUGUCCGUGUCUGUCUCUCUUAAAACUCGAAAAAAAUAAAACUUACAAUCGACGUGUAAACUCCAGCCAAACUCUCACUCUCUCUCUCUCUCUCUCUCUCUCUCUCUCUCUCUCUCUCUCUCUCUCUCUCUCUCUCCUGAGUGGGUGAUAAAUGGCAGGUGAGAUGUCGUGAGUUGCAAGCUUCUCCAUUUUGCUUCCCCUCAUUACUCACAGCGUGCUUUAGCUUGUCUCUUCUUUUCUGUAAGAGGCGAAAUAGUGUUGUGCGUCACGCUGUAAAAGGAGAGGAGGAGGAGGAGGAGGAAGAGGAGGAGGAGGAGGAGGAGGAGGAGGAGGUCUCUCUUUGUAGCUGUCGUUCCCAGAGAGCACCUCACACACAGUCUCACAAAGAAUUAUACGGCACACAGAGAGAGAGAG